AUGUCCGCGGCGCCCCCAGCCAUGUCCAACGCGAGACCCCUAGACGAUGUCUCCAACAUCAUCGACCUGGACGCCCUCCACAAGGAGCUCGAGCAGGCGAGGAGCAACGUCGAGAUGUGGAUGGCGCGACGCGAGCUCUCGAUGAAGGAGCAGGUGGCCGUGCACAAGACCAACAUGGCGGUCGCGGAGGAGGAGUACGUGUCCCUCGUCGAGCGCGAGAAGGACCUCGCCACCGCCGCCGAGGAGCUCGCCAGGAGGCAGGAGUACCAGCAAGCGGAGCUCGACGCGCUCCAGGAGGAAGCGGCUCAGGCGAAGGAGCUCGGCGAGGAUCUGCCCCAGCAGCUCCAGGUGCUCCGCGAGCAGGUCACCACCGAGAAGGAUGAACUGGAGCGCGAGUCGACCAAGGUCACGGGCGAUGAGAUGGUCAAAGCGCAGAUGCUGCAGGCGCACCUCUCCGCGGUGGACCUCUAUCGCACCAGGCUCGGCCUUCGGUUCGAGAUUGGCGACGCGGAGGAGCUGCGAUUCUUCUACAGGCACGUGGACCCGGCGGAUCACGAGCGGGAGUUCAUGGUGGCAGUCAGGGUGGUGGACGCCGGCGGGUACGAGCUGAUGGACUGCGAUCCGGACAUGGGCGACGCCGCGCAACGGCUGCUGGCGGAGUGCAACAGGACGGACAACCUCUCGGGAUUCGUCAGGGGCGUGCGGAAGCUCUUCCGAGCGAGCGUCGCCGAGGAGGAGGUGGCGGCGGCGGCGGCGGCGCUCAGGGAGAAGGCGAAGGUCUCGGCGCCGAGCUACGCGCCGGCGGAUGAGCCCGAGCCCGAGCCCGUCGCUCCCCGCACGCCCUUCAACACCAGGCCCGACGAUAUGGUGCCGCUGUGAGUUAGUCUGUGAGUUAGUCGCGGUCGUCUCGUGAAGUGUAAAAAUGGAACACGUCGGUCGC
Molecule: messenger RNA, 940 nt
Organism: Micromonas commoda
Lineage: Eukaryota; Viridiplantae; Chlorophyta; Mamiellophyceae; Mamiellales; Mamiellaceae
Exons: 1
Coding region: 1-879 (292 amino acids)
Biological process (GO): chromosome segregation
Cellular component (GO): Ndc80 complex
Source: RefSeq, a predicted model, not a curated record